Messenger RNA from Zymoseptoria tritici IPO323, 669 nucleotides. RefSeq lists its product as uncharacterized. The coding region runs from base 28 to 504 and encodes 158 amino acids. The record is from RefSeq and is a predicted model, not a curated record. Lineage: Eukaryota; Fungi; Ascomycota; Dothideomycetes; Mycosphaerellales; Mycosphaerellaceae. The transcript is spliced from 3 exons. Gene Ontology annotation, cellular component: membrane.
UUGACCUUCCCGCAAGAAACAGCCAAAAUGUCGUCCUACAACAUCCCCCUAAUCUCCAUCCCCCUCUACUACAUCCUCGCCCUCAUCCCCCACGGCAUCGCCAUCUCCCGCGCCAACGCCGGCAACAUCAACACGCACCACAACGAAAACCCCCAAGGCGCCGCCUACGCCGAGUACCUCAAAAAGAAGCUCCCCCCCCGCGAACUCGCGGCUUUCGAGCGCGCCAAAGCCUGCCACAAAAAUCACAUGGAAAAUAUGCCGUUGUUCGUCGCGGCCGUGUUUGCGGGAUUGUUCGCCAAUGCGAGGUUGGGUGAGGAUCAGGUUGGACUGAAUCGGUUUGUGGUCGGGUGGAUGGUUAGUCGGGUGUUGUAUACCGUCGCGUAUAUCAAGACGGAGACGAGGGCUUGGGCGCGAUUGAGGAGUAUUCUUUACUUCUUCUGCACGGGAAUUGCGUUUGCGGUUCUGAUCCGCUCGGCUCGCGUGUUGGGAAACCCAGCCGCUUAGGACCACAAAAAAAGAGAAGGCCAUAAUCUCCGCGGAGGACACUCAAACCUGUCAAAAUAGUCAGCUCCAUCAGCGCAGACAUACGAAAUUCUGAAGAGACUUAUAAAAAAGUGAAAAAGGCCGUCCUCUCCCCUUCACAGGAUCGAGAGACGGCUCAGCGCAUCG